Messenger RNA from Penicillium bovifimosum, 858 nucleotides. RefSeq names its product diphthine synthase (gene dph5). NCBI's taxonomy places the organism in Eukaryota, Fungi, Ascomycota, Eurotiomycetes, Eurotiales, Aspergillaceae. Gene Ontology annotation, biological process: protein histidyl modification to diphthamide. The transcript is spliced from 3 exons. Gene Ontology annotation, molecular function: diphthine synthase activity. The record is from RefSeq and is a predicted model, not a curated record. Bases 1 to 858 code for a protein of 285 amino acids.
AUGUUGCACCUUGUUGGUCUUGGUCUCGCCGAUGAGACGGAUAUCACCGUCCGCGGCCUGGAGAUUGUGAAGCGGGCGGAGAGAGUCUAUCUAGAGGCAUACACGAGUAUUCUUCUGGUGGACAAGUCGAAAUUGGAAGCUUUCUAUGGCCGCCCCGUCAUCGAAGCAGACCGCGAACUAGUCGAGACCGGCAGUGACGAUAUCCUGGCCGGUGGGGACAAAGCUGACAUUGUAUUUCUCGUCGUGGGAGACCCAUUCGGCGCAACAACACACACCGACCUCGUCCUCCGUGCCCGAGAGCUCGGCAUCAAGACCAAUGUCGUCCCCAAUGCCUCCAUCAUGUCCGGCAUUGGCUGCACUGGACUGCAAUUGUACAACUUCGGUCAAACAGUCAGUAUGGUGUUCUUCACAGAGACCUGGAAGCCCUCGUCAUACUACGACCGAGUGCGUGAGAACAUCCAGAUCGGUCUGCACACACUAGUACUGCUUGACAUCAAGGUCAAGGAGCAGUCGCUGGAGAACAUGGCGCGCGGACGCCGCAUCUUUGAGCCCCCUCGCUACAUGACCGUUGCUCAGUGCGCAUCGCAGAUGCUUGAGACUGAGGAGGAGCGCAAGGAGGGUAUUUAUGGGCCGGACAGUCUGGCAGUCGGGGCGGCGCGUGUUGGCGCUGCUAACCAGCAGCUUGUUUCUGGUACCCUCAAGGAGCUGUCUACUGUCGACAUGGGCGCGCCGUUGCACAGUCUUGUUCUUCUUGGUCGGAGGACGCAUGAUCUCGAGAGGGAUUAUAUUCGCGAAUAUGCGAUUAAUAAGGAGACGUUCGAUGCGAGCUAUGCCAAGGGGUAUGGUGCUAGCUUGUAA